UCAUUAUCAAUGGGAUUCAAUUCAGAGUGCAGUCUGGAGCUGACCGAGACACAAUUGUUGGUACAUGUAGCUCAAAACAGUAUAGGCUUCAUUUCAAAUUACUGUGAACAAGUUGAUGUAUUUUUAAUAUCAGCAACACCUGAUCAAGCAUAGCAUCCCGAUAGGUAGGAAAUUAUUCUAUUCAAAAAUUGCAUCAGUAAUUUUAUUGCUAAUGUUGCAAAACAAGUUCAUUUAGGAUAUUCAGGUGGACACUUAACUUUCCGUUUUGAGGUGCCGUUCAAAAUGACCGACAUACAUCUCUUUAUUUUUACGAUCGUUAUGAUCGUAUCUGCCGUUCAGCCCUUCCAGUUCAAAAGUAGCAGAUGUUGUGAGGACUACUGCUACAGUUUGGAUCAAGACCGAAGUCAAUCGAAGCACUAUGGCACCAAAACGGCUUACGAAGUUAUUCGUGGACCGGAAUCCAGUCAAGAGCAUGUCGUUCCCAACUGCAGUCCAUCCAAGUUUUGGUUGCUUGCUCGUCACGGGACCAGACUGCCGGGCAAAAAGGAUAUCGAGUCUCUGCCCCCCGUUCUGAAUGGUCUUCGAGAGUCGAUUCUUGCUAACUACGACACCCGCUAUAAAAGAUUCAAAAGGGAACACUUGUGCCCGGAAGACGUAGGCCUAUUGAGAAACUGGCAAUGGGAUCGAAACAUAACCGUUGCGUAUGAAUCGGUUCUUACCGAUCAAGGAUGGGACGAUUUGAAGUUGUUGGCUAUGCGAGAGAAAGAUCGCUUCUUCGAGAUAUUGAGCGGGCCUUAUGAUGAACAACGAUAUCUGUUCAAACAUACAAAUUCUCAGAGAACUGAAGCAAGUUUCAAGGCUUUUGUCGAAGGUUUGUUUGGAAACGAACUGUAUGACUCUAUACCCACAAAACCAGAUUCGAGUGACGAUGUUCUGUUGAAACCAUACGAUUUCUGCCCGGCAUAUGAUGCGAACGAAGACAAAAUUAGCGAACCGGAUUCGGAGUUGAGCAAAUUCCUAAGGUCCCCGCUGUAUAUAAAUACCUUGGCCGACAUCUCCACGCGUUUAGGAUUCCGACAAAGUUUGAGUUCCGAACAGGUCGAAGCCAUGUGGAAUGCUUGCAGGUUCGAGCAGGCUUGGAAUCUACAGCUUCCAAGCCCUUGGUGUAGUGUCUUCACCAAGGGUCAGGUGCAGGUCAUGGAGUACAAGGAAGAUCUAAAUUACUACUACCAGAAUGGUUACGGAUCCGAGGUGGGGUCCGACCUGUCCUGCCAUGCAAUGGCCGACAUGUUGAAACACUUGGGACGGGUGGAUGGUGAGCAGGUUAUUGCAUACUUCACGCACGAUUCGGCUAUUCAACUCUUUCUGGUUGCGUUGGGUGCCAUGGAGGACAGGGAAGCUCUACGGGCGGAUAACUAUUACGCCAUGGAAGAUCGGAACUUCAGAUCCAGCGAGCUGGCUCCAUUUGCGGCGAAUAUUGCCGUCGUCCGGUAUGAGUGCGAAGAUAGCGAAGAGCCAGAGAAGGUAAUGUUCUUCCUGAACGAGAAGUCUUUGAAGUUCGAUUGGUGCACUGAAGGCAUUUGCGAUUGGUCUGAAGUGAUUCGUCGGUAUGAAAGAUUCAUCGAUGGAGACUGUGCCGAAAUGUACUGCAGAUAAUAUGGUAUUUUGUUAGUAUAUGUUAUAGAGUAUCCAUAAACGAACAUUACAAACAUAUUCAGCAAAAACAAA
This is a messenger RNA of Aedes aegypti (yellow fever mosquito), 1728 nucleotides long. Its product is annotated as multiple inositol polyphosphate phosphatase 1. The record is from RefSeq and is a predicted model, not a curated record. The coding region runs from base 283 to 1656 and encodes 457 amino acids. The transcript is spliced from 5 exons. Gene Ontology annotation, molecular function: inositol phosphate phosphatase activity; acid phosphatase activity. NCBI's taxonomy places the organism in Eukaryota, Metazoa, Arthropoda, Insecta, Diptera, Culicidae.